CCGGGAUCGGAGCUUCCGGCACCGACGCGAAGCAUGUCCCAUUGUACGUGCUGUUCUCCGAGAGUGCUGCGAUUGUUGCAGUUGCAGGUUGUUUAAAUGUACGUUUUCUUCCAAAGUUGCGUCGUCUCUUGUCUCCGGUUGGUGUCUUACAGCUUAGAGCCGUGUCAGAGUGUUGUCACGCGCGGAGUCUGACCGAGAAGUCGACGCUUGUUGCCGGGACAAACAGCCGCGGACUCCCCACAGGAAUUUCGAUCGUUCGCGGCGGCUGAAGCCACCUUGCGGUUCUGCUAGUACCGGAGCUAGCUAGCGGUAGCAGCGGCUUACUGUUUUGUUUUUUUAGCGGUAAUCUAACGAAGGUGUGCGUCCAACCGGAGACUUUAUUCAUAAGUUAUCGCUGUGUGAAUAAUCGUUGUUAAACUACUGAAGCUGUUGUUCCGCUGCUCGCGACGCAAACAACUUAGCCGGGCUAGCCUAGCAGCGAGCUAGCACCACUAACGGAUCGUCUCUCACAAAGAGACAGCGGCUGAACCGGUGACUCAAGAGUCUGCGUUUUUUGGGGAACCGAUCGUGCACAGUGAGCCCCGCGACAGGAUGAACGGGUUCAGCACGGAGGAGGACAGCCACGACGGGCCGCCGGCUCCGCCGUUUUACGGACAGAGCUGCUGUCUCAUCGAUGACGGGGAGCGCUGCGGCCGCUCCGCUGGAAACGCCUCCUUCAGCAAGAGGAUCCAGAAGAGCAUUUCCCAGAAGAAACUGAAACUGGAUAUCGACAAGAGCGUGCGACACCUCUACAUCUGCGACUUCCAUAAGAACUUCAUUCAGAGCGUCCGCAACAAGAGGAAGAGGAAGACCAGUGACGACGGUGGGGAAUCCCCGGAUCACGAUGUGGAGGUGCCCGAGGUCGACCUUUUCCAACUGCAGGUGAACACGCUGAGACGCUACAAGCGACACUACAAGCUACAGACCAGACCCGGUCUCAACAAGGCUCAGCUGGCAGAGACGGUGAGUCGUCACUUCAGGAACAUCCCGGUGAACGAGAAGGAGACGCUGACCUACUUUAUUUACAUGGUGAAGAGCAGCAAGAGCCGCUUGGACCAGAAAAGCGACGUGGGCAAACCGUUGGACUAAACUCCGCCCACAACAACAACAACGACGACCACGACGACAUCUUCAGCCAAUCAACGACCGCGGUGACAAACGGCAAGCGAGCGCCGCACCGCGGUGACCAGCUCCUCCCACAAAACCCUGUGACCGUCCCACUCCUCUGCUGAACUCUAACGCUGAACUUUUAAUAUUAAUAAUUCAAAAAAGAAAAAGGAGAGGAUGACUCGGGGUGGGACGAGUUCACUUUUGCUCAUUUUCACACAAACAAGCAAGUCCGCGCACGUACCGUCACAACGGGUCGACCCUCCUCCAAAGAAAGGUAUUUCCUGUUUCCUCCUGACUGACUGUUGAGGAGCAGGACUUUGUCUCUGUCUCUCUCUCGCUCUCUGUCUGUCUGUCUGUCUGCGCAGGGUUUUUACGUCAUCGUGCUGCAACAUGUCCAUAUGUACAAAAGAAAAAAAACGCGUCCCAUUUAGAGAAACUUGCAAUGUACAAUAGAGCUGCCUUAAGUGUUAAAAAAAAUCAAUUUGGGGAUUUUUUUUUUGUCGUUGCCGAGUUGACUGUUACCACAUUCACCGUCUGUCUGUCUGUCUGUCUGUCUGUCAGUCUGUCUGUCUGUCAGGGACGUUUGUGCCAAACGGAGGCGUGUUGCUCUUUCUUUCCUCGCAGAAAAUGAAUGACUUGUAAGAUAGUGAAUGAUAGUGGCGCCACCUGCACUGACUCAGGGUCAGAAAAAGAAAAGUUAAAGGAUAGUUUAGUUUCUUUGGGACGUGUGGUGAUGUGUGAGAAAUCUAAAAACUCUACAUCAGCAUAAGUCUAUGACGUCUGAAGACUAUGUUUGCAACUUCAUUUCACCGUUUCGCUGCCUUUUGUGUCGCCAAACCAAAGUUAGUGUUGCUCUGUAAAGCGCUUGGUUUCCCCACACCAAACCCCAUAGAGAAAACCACCGAUUUUAAGAUCACAGCACACAGGAGUUGAAGAUUCACUUCUUCCCCCUUCAGUAAUUUCAAAUGCGAUGUGUUGUGACUUCAGUGGUGGAUUUCCUCUAUUCGGUUUCACCAAAGUAGCACAAAGUGACCACACGAGGCAGCGGUAGACCAGCGGCUCCCGUGUCCCCGGGUUCUUAAAUCACUGGUUUUCUCUAUGGAUUUUGGUGUGGGAGAGUGCGAGGUGGACACGUCGAGUUUCAGUGAGAUAAAGACGUGAACGUGUUUUUUUUUAUAUCAUAGACUUAAGCUGGUGUACGUUUCCUCAAUCAAGAAAUGCUUUUUAUAGGUAAAUGGGGUCAGAACACUUGAAAUGAACUUAAAAUAUGAGUUUAAAAUCAAAAAGCCGUCCUUUUCCAAACACUUGGUGUCAAAGCGUAUAAACACACACGUAAUUUAAUAAUUUCUCUGUGCAUUGCAGGUUAUUUUUGGUCUAUAUUGGGGAAAAUAGACAUGUAGUUCUCUUUAGUUGAGUCUUAAUUCUACAGGUUGUAUAAAGUUUGUUUAGGGAUAUUGUUUUAUUUUCUUGUCGUUGUUUUUCCCCCUCACUUGAACUACAUCGUGUGUGUGUGUGUGUGUGUGUGUGUGCUCAUACUUCCAUCUUUUGUGAGGUUUAUAUCUUUCAGAUUUUCAAACUCCAAAUUUUUAGCCUCGUAACCAAGGACUUGCGUUAUAAAUUCUACGUCUGCUAUAUUUUAAGAAUCCGUUUGUCUGUUUUUCUCGCUGUUAGAAGGAAACUGAAGAUUUAGUCACUGAAUGACCAGACUCCAUUCACGAAAACAGCGAUUUUUUUUACCACACCAUAGAGGAGCCGUUGAUCCCCUUUUGCCUUCCUUAGUAAGUUCAAAUACGUUAGUUUACGACUUCUGUGUUUCAAAUCCUUCUUUUGGAUUGACCUAAAUCACACAAAUUCACCUGUAAAGGCAGCAGGAGGGACCGCCUCUUUGUGGAGCUCUGAACGGUCCCUUUAAAACUGUUGCGUCCUCACAAAAAUGAGAGUACGUGUACGAGAGAGUGUGUGUGUGUGUGUGUGUGUGUUUGAGAGUAAUUAUUAGAAGCAUUUUAAUAUUUAAGAAGACGCGUUUGACUUUUUUACCUGAUCCAUUUAUUUAAAAACACAAAAAAUGUCCCAAUUUGUAGUGGAAUUUUGACGCGACGCAACAUUUUAUACGCGACAGAAAGAUCGUAAAUGUGCGACUUGACUCUAACCUGGCACCGAACGUUCAAAAAUAACUAUUUUCUUCACCUUUUUUGUAUUUUUUUUCCCACCUCCAAAUGUCCAAACAGAAGUUGUCAUGGUGAGAAACGACCAGUAGGUGGCGACAUGUUCAUUUCAAUCCUCUGUCUCUCCUUUUCCUUUUUUUAAACGGUGAAUGUGUACACGCAGUUUUUUCCCCAUCAUCCUCUUCUGUCUCAACAUAUUUACAUUUUUGUAAAAACUAAACUGAGUUUUUUGUUUUGUUUUUGUUUGAUUUUUCUGUCGUAGUUUCAGUUUUUGCUCGUAGGUUUCUUAGAGUCUCGUAGAAGGAGAAAAAAAAUCAACACCCAACUUUAUUAACACAUAGGCCGCGAAACAUUAACCCAAUUAUUGUAUUAGAAAUUAAAUUUAAAAAAAGAAGACACAUAUUUAAAUAUGACUGCUUACUGCUCCUCAUGGUGAUAAUUAUAAUAAAAAUAAAGAUAAAUGUAUUGUACAGAAGAAGAAGAA
Molecule: messenger RNA, 3798 nt
Organism: Solea solea (common sole)
Lineage: Eukaryota; Metazoa; Chordata; Actinopteri; Pleuronectiformes; Soleidae
Gene: sap30l
Product: sap30-like
Exons: 4
Coding region: 592-1128 (178 amino acids)
Biological process (GO): regulation of DNA-templated transcription
Cellular component (GO): histone deacetylase complex
Molecular function (GO): protein binding; transcription coregulator activity
Source: RefSeq, a predicted model, not a curated record